AUGGCAGCAGCCAUCGCCAGCGGUUUGAUCCGCCAGAAGCGACAGGCGAGAGAGCAACACGCCCACCGACCGACCCCUCACCGGCGGCGGAAGAGCCCCGGUAAGAAGCAGGGGCUGUGCAACGGGAACCUGGUCGACAUCUUCUCCAAAGUCCGGAUAUUUGGCCUGAAGAAGAGGAGGCUACGGAGACAAGAACCGCAGCUGAAGGGCAUAGUGACCAGGUUGUUCUGCAGGCAGGGCUUCUAUCUACAGAUGGGCCAGGAUGGAAGUAUGGAUGGGACCAAAGACGACAGCACCAACUCCUCUCUGUUUAACUUAAUUCCUGUGGGUCUGAGAGUCGUGGCCAUCCAAUCAGUGAAGACCGGCCUCUACAUCGCCAUGAACGGAGAGGGUCACCUCUACUCAUCGGAACUGUUUACAGCGGAGUGUAAGUUUAAGGAGUCGGUGUUCGAGAACUACUACGUGAUCUACAGCUCGAUGCUCUACAGACAGAAGGAGUCGGGCCGGGCCUGGUUCCUAGGCCUCAACAAAGAGGGGCAGGCCAUGAAGGGCAACAGGGUGAAGAAGACCAAACCAGCUGCACACUUUCUGCCUAAACCUAUAGAGGAACCGGUAAUUCCCUUACAUUUUUGUGUUGCGAUGUACAGAGAGCCUUCGUUGCAUGACGUAGGGGAGACGGUGCCUAAAGUCGCCGGGGGCCCGUCUUCCAAAAGCACAACCAGCGAACCUGUGGUCAUGAACGGCGGCAAACCAGUCAACAAACCCGACAAGGAGGAGACAUAACCCCGCCCUCCCCCUUUUAACCCUCCCCCUGGCCAACCGGAGGCCAGGACAAGCCAGACUCGCCCCACUGCUGCGCUCUCACUGAAAACCGCAUCAAAAGGUAACCAAACAAACAAACAACGUCUGACUGGUCAGCAGUGGGGCCGCUCGUCGCGUCAUGUCUCCAUGGUGGACGGAUCCGGUGUCGAGGGGCAACUGGCUUUGACUGGUGGCGGGGAAAAAGGGAGGAUGAAGACCGUAAAAGCAGGCGACUGCCCGCCAGAUAUUUGGGACCUGGUUCAGUGGCAUGCCCUCAUACGUGAGACAAAAUGACUUCUCAAAGAUAUAAACAAAAAACGGGAAAAAAAAUGUCUUCUUCGCUGGUAUUUUUCUGUGACAAUCUGUAAGAAUGAGGCCCCCUCCUUUCCUUUCCUGAUACUGUUUUCUGUUGCCAGGUAUGCUUGCUUGCUGGUGGCCACACUCACACACAUUUGCACACCAAUCCCACCCGAAAUCGACCGCUUGGAUUCGAUCGUUCCGUAAAUAAAGAACAGAUUAAAAAACAUCGGGCAAAAAGAACACUUUAAAUACCAAACGGUGAUUCAGACGAUGCUUAGUCAUCGAUCAAUUGAGACAGGACAUUCUGUACCGAGUCCAUAAGGAAAUGUUCUUUAAAACAAGGCAACACAUACGCUGCCCUGUCCCUGGUUUAAUCACAUGCUGUAUAUCUGUUUAAAAGAGUUCUUAUUUGACACUACAUAGCUUAAAGCAUGUUUGUCCUUUCAGUAUUCCUUUACUAUCUAUCUGUUAAGUGGUUUAUUAUUCUGCACAAAGAGUGAAUAUUGAGCUGUUCGGACACAAAACAGAUACUUUUUGUCUCACUCUCCAUCUAACAAGUUGUUUUUCUGUCCCUUUUUUACCAAUGUUAUGAUUUCCACAUCCCUCUGUAGCUCAGGAGAGGAGAAUCUGCUUAUUAGUGUGUAGCUGAGUGAUGAAACCUGAAUUCUUUCCCUGUUUGUAGCAACACAAAGUACAGGAGGCAUGCUGGUGUCCACGCAGCAUGGUAGCAGUCACUGUUUACAUGGAGUAGCAGAAACUUUGAGAAGUAGUACUUUUUCUUUCUGUUGCCUCCCCGAGUACUUGAAGUUAGGAGAUAAAUAUAGGAAUGAGGGUUAUAACGAACAGGGUACGAUAUGUCGAAGCCACUAUGUGUAGAAUUUACCGCCCAAUGGUUUCAAAACAGGCCCUGUGGUAAUGCAAUGCACGCCUUUACCCCUCCCCGCAGCAGAAGAUCAGAGGAAUGAAUGACUAUAGCUGUCAGACAAAUAUAUAUUUAAAACAAAUAUCAAUACUUUUCUCUGAUAUAGUAGAGUAGAAGUAGGUUAACGCGAAAGUAAACACCUCAAAAAGUACCGUUAAAAAUACAAUAUGUGGUUAUAUUCCAGCCCUGGUCCUGUGUCCAUAUGUAAAGUAACCCAUACAUUUAAGUAGGGUUACUUGGAAAUAAGUAUUAGAAUGUUUGUUUCACCCAAAAACAAAUGGCACGUCGAGAUCUACGGGGCUGAAAAUCGAAUGCCUUGAAUAGAAGUAGAAACCAAAUAGCCCCCCAUGCUUAGCCCUCUCACUGUGACAGUCAACACGGCACCAAUCUGUUCCGGACUGCUCGCUAAACUUUCUGUUUACUCGUCAAAAAUUUGACGCCAAUUAACUCCUCUGAAAGUUGCACCGGUAGUCCGUCAUAUCGCUGAGGGGACAUUAAUGCUGUGAUCCCACACUUCACAUUCGUGUCGGAGACAAUGAGGCUGCAGCAAAUGAAUAUAUUCAGCAAGAAACAGAAAACGUGCAAUCUCUCUCUUGCUUUGAAUCUCAAUUUUAAGGCCAAGUCGCCGCUUUGCAUUUCAAUCAGAUCCUUGAAACACUUGUCGUAUUUGAGAUAAAUGACCUCCCAAAACUACAAAGAAAAAGCACAAAGCUUCCCGCCUUAGAACAGAAACAAAGACAAAUCCUUACAGCUGUUCCAAGAUGAAGCGUCAGGUGUGUAGCAGGUGAAACACGACCCUCUCCAACGUGUUUAACGUCGUCCCGCUGUGUCGUACUGCACGGAGCAUGCACUCUGUGGAACAAUACAAGACAUCUCGCAGUGUCUCUAAUUGGCAUUUCUCAGAAAUGUUCCUCACACAUUUUUCUCUCCUCUGAGCUCGUUAGCUGCUGCUCGCCUUUGUGCUCAAACACGUGUGGCUGACCAAUUUAAACUCUGUGAACUCUGCUUUGUUGUGCCCUUCCUUAACUACUAUUUUGGAAGGAAAAUAUUUGCGAAUAAGAGAAAUAUAUGUGUGAAAAAAGAGAGGUCAGCAUUUUAUGAGAAUGCACGAAAUGUAUCGCUGCUGUUGGAUCAUCAGAGUAUUAUUUAUUGCUGGACAGUAUUGUAGAUUCAAUGUGAGUGCCUCUCAUCCCCACUUUAGCUCAAGAUGUGAGAUCCAGAGCGGCUGAAUGCUAAACAUAUAUCGAGCAGGGAUUAGCAAUCAUUUCCAAAUUCGAAGAGUCACUUGACUUCUGCUUAAUGUUCCUUAAAGUGCAACGUGGGGCCGUGGUAAUGAGUAAGACGUUUCUUUUUUGACCGGUGUUGUGCUUGUCUCGCGUCAAAGAAAUGUGGAUGUUAUUAAUAUUGCUGUGUCACACUUGGGGUUAAUAGCAAAACAGUAUAAAAAAAAGAAGAUAAACCCUGACAAUCAGGUCUGUAAACGUCCUUUUUAUUCUUUAACGUGUCCUGUGUUGUCGCAGCUGCCUGUGUCUCAAAAGCCACUUUAAUUACAGUCUAUAGAGUACAAUGUUUUUGCCUGGCCAGACAUUUAGGAGAUACAAUCGAGACUCUGCUAUUCACCGAAUAUUACUAAGCAGCUAAUUUGUCCACACUGCUGGCAGGGGAAAGAUGGUCCUGCAUUCAGAGAGGCCAAGCUUGUUAGGUUAGAAGAGUGGCUCACAUCCUGUGAAAGCAGCCAUUGAAGAUCUGUGGCACAUGCUCAAGAAUUAAUGAUGGUUCAGGAUGGAGAAAAAGGGGGCCUGGUUCCCUGGCUACUGACCAAAGACACCGCUACAGUCGUGUUUCCAGGCUGGUAAUCACAGUUCCUGGUUCAAACAACGAAGGCCCAAUUACUGUCAGCGUCUCCUCCAAGAUCUCUCUCCACUGGUGGUUAGCCAGGUACCAAGGCUACAAUUAGAUAUCUAACGGCGGGCUGUGCACAGGAAGAGGGCUGAUUUAAUUAGAAGUGAGCAAUCACGACAACCCGGGUCACUUUUAAUUUCCACAUGCAAGUACCACUCGUGUUCCCGUGGCAGGUACACAUGUAGCCGUCUCACUUGUCCUGUAGCUCUGAAAUCAGAUGGCACGAAAUGGACAUAAUAGGACAGAGAAAUGCUUUUGUGACCUGACCACUGCAGUACAGGUGCACUUUAGAGCCACACACUGAUCAGCACUGGACCCAGGAUGUAGCUGGCCUCCCUCAGGUUUCCUUUCUUUUUCCCAUUCCUCUUUAUUCCUCUGACAAAAGACUGCCUUAUUACAUCUGAAUCUGAAACGAGACAGUUACCGCGCUCUCCUCCCAGCUGUUUCUUUCUCCGAGCAUGCACACACACACGCACACACACACACACACACACACACACACACACACACACACACACACACACACACACACACACACACACACACACACGCUAUUCAUCCUUUUUUACGUUUCAAUUAUCCUUUGAUCCCCAAUCUUCUGUUCACUGCAACUAUGCUAGCUUUCACUCAGCUCGUUUUGUAAUCAUGCAGCCGGAGAACUUAUUCCCCCUCCUCUUUUCUCCUCCUGUUCGGACUGUUUCCCACUUGUUGCAUGGUUUUUAAAAGAGGAAAGAUGACUGGGGCUAAUGCAUGUGGUAAUGUAGGAAAUGUGUUAUCAAAACAAAACAAACAUUUACAGCAGAGCACCAGUAACACUUUGCAUCUGGCUCAUUCCUCACGUUGGUUUGCAUCGGUAGACAUCAGAAACAACUUGCAGAGGGGCUGAAUCCAUCAUUGCAAUAAAGGAGCAAAGGAAGAAUGAAUCAAAGUUACUUCAUAUCUCUAAUACGGCUACACUAAUGCAUGUCUUUAAGCAGAGCAUCAAUAUUUAAUCCAUCUGGAUGAGAGGAAAAUGAUAUUAUAAUAUAUAGAUAACAGAAAACCAGAGUAAGUAAUUGUUUGAUAUCCUUUGCUGCUUCUUUUAACAAUGAUGGAUUGAGUUUAUGAAGUUAUUCUGGAGGCUGGCACAUGGAAACAGAUGGUGGUAGCUAGCUCUGAUUAAGGACCUUAAUACGACGUAUAACAUCUUAAAACUAACGCCAUCUUUUAGUGACAUUUAAGGUGGAAUAAAAUGGGAUUUGUCCAGGUUUUAUCCUCAGUAUUUGUUCCUAAAGCAGGGCUACUGCACACAUAAUUACAGGUUCAGUUUUAAAUUGAGGCUGGGAUUAAUUACAGUCCAGAGAACGAAUGAGCUGAAGGUGGAUUUACCGCAACCCGCUGUGUCUCACCGAUGCAAAUCAUGCUAGCUAUGAGCCAAAAGCCAGACGUCCCUGGCACUAACCCUAAAAGGAGAUUACUCUGUCUGUCGGUAAAUGUACAGUUACCUUUACAUACAUAUUAUGCAAACAGUUUGUCUGCACUGUACAGUUUGUGUCCUAUCCAUUGUAUACACACAGAAAACAAUAUUGAA
This is a messenger RNA of Eleginops maclovinus (Patagonian blennie), 5495 nucleotides long. Its product is annotated as fibroblast growth factor 14-like. The record is from RefSeq and is a predicted model, not a curated record. Gene Ontology annotation, molecular function: sodium channel regulator activity; growth factor activity. The transcript is spliced from 5 exons. Lineage: Eukaryota; Metazoa; Chordata; Actinopteri; Perciformes; Eleginopidae. Bases 1 to 783 code for a protein of 260 amino acids. Gene Ontology annotation, cellular component: cytoplasm; nucleus. Gene Ontology annotation, biological process: regulation of voltage-gated sodium channel activity.